Molecule: messenger RNA, 2295 nt
Organism: Pangasianodon hypophthalmus (striped catfish)
Lineage: Eukaryota; Metazoa; Chordata; Actinopteri; Siluriformes; Pangasiidae
Gene: dnajb6a
Product: DnaJ heat shock protein family (Hsp40) member B6a
Exons: 10
Coding region: 215-1252 (345 amino acids)
Biological process (GO): positive regulation of proteasomal ubiquitin-dependent protein catabolic process; protein refolding
Cellular component (GO): cytosol; endoplasmic reticulum membrane
Molecular function (GO): ATPase activator activity; Hsp70 protein binding
Source: RefSeq, a predicted model, not a curated record
CAGGUUAUCAGCAGCAUUUCCGGUGAAUGCGUCAAACCGAGCUACUGUUUAUCUUUGAAGAAAAAAACGCUGUUUAAGGAUAAUUCCGUGUAGCAGUGGUGAAGAGUUAAAGCUCCUGCCGCUGAAAAAACAAACAGGUCGCUGUCUGACCUGAGCAGGUGUGUGUGUGCGUGUGUGCGUGUGUGUGCGAGUGUGUGUGUGCGUGUGUGAAGCCAUGGUGGAGUAUUACCAGAUAUUAGGAGUGCCGAAAGACGCAAGUCCGGAUGACAUAAAGAAAGCGUACAGAAAACUCGCCCUGAAGUGGCACCCGGAUAAAAACCCCGACAACAAGGACGAGGCCGAGAGGAGGUUUAAGGAAAUCUCCGAGGCGUAUGAAGUCCUUUCAGACGCCAACAAGCGGAGUAUUUACGAUCAGUACGGUAAAGAAGGCCUGUCAGGAGGCGGAGGAGGAGGACGCUACCAUAACGGCAGUCCCUUCGAAGGUUUCACAUUCCGUAACCCAGAUGAGGUCUUCAGGGAUUUCUUCGGUGGUCGCGACCCUUUUGCUGAUUUCUUCAGAGACGAUCCGUUCGGAGAUGACUUCUUCGGUGGUGGUCAACGGCGGCAACAGCAUCGCGGGAUGAGCAGGAGCCGAACAGGCGGCUCCUUCUUCUCUAGCGGGUUUGGAGGAUUCGGGGGUUUCGGCAGCUUUCCGUCUUUCGGACCGUCGUUCUCUUCGUUCGACGCAGGUUUCAGCCCUUUCGGUCAGAUGGGUCAGAUGGGUCAGAUGGGGCAGAUGGGGCAGAUGGGUGGAGGUGGAUUCACGUCCUUCUCCACCAGCUCGUUCGGAGGCGGCGGCGGCGGUGGCAGCGGGAUGGGGAACUUCCGCUCCGUGUCCACGUCCACCAAAUACGUUAACGGCAGAAAAAUCACCACGAAAAGAAUCGUAGAGAACGGACAGGAACGAAUCGAAGUCGAGGAAGACGGACAGUUAAAGUCGCUAACUAUAAAUGGGCAGGCUCUUGAGUUGGGUCUAGGGGAGGAGCGUAAACAGAACAAGUCACUUCCUGACUCCUCCUCCAACUCCGCCCACUCCAGCUCCACCCACUCCAACUCCGCCCACUCCAGCUCCACCCACUCCAACUCCACCUACUCCAGCUCCGCCCACUCUCACUCCACCCAGAGAGAGCGACAAACAACCAAAGAGCAAAACGGAAUGAAAAGGAAAAGACCAACGCUGAAGGGUGAAACAAAAAAGUCCAAAGAGUCGUGAAAUAUUUCGGAAACGAGCGACGGUGUCCGCGGCAGUCGAGAGCGUAAGCGUGGAAGUCUUGUUGGCUGGACGAAUGGUUUCUAGUUUGUUUUUUUUUUUUUUUGAAUUAAUAACUAAAACUUCAUAACAGGUGUCUUUUUUUGUGUCAUGAGAAAGUUUCACUUUGUUAAAUCUGCUUUACAAUAAAAGACAGUUUGAUGAAUAAUUACCAAAAUAGAUGUAACUAGAAAUAGCUGUGAAUUAGAGGUGUUUGUUUGUGUUUGUUUGUGUUUGUUUGUUUUUUAUCCUAGUUCCAUGCGCUCCUGCAGUUAGUGUUUCUGUCUGCAUCCGUCUGUGAUCAUUUCUAAUAAACUUCAGUCAGUUCUGUUCGCCAAAAUAUGUCUAAACAAGCGAGUAAUUUACACCACACGGAUCCUGAGCAGUCUUUCAUUAACUGUGAAACAUGACAGUUUAAUGUAUUUUAUUAUUGUUACACUGUGCGUCGUGUUUCAUACCGUUUCUGACACAGUCGGAGUUUUCACGCCGUCAUCGCUUUAUUAACCAGCAGAAAGAAGGCGAGAGAAAUAAACACCGCGCUGUAGUGACAUUUCGCUUCUCAGUGUCCUUAGAUGGCGUAUACUUUUGAAAAUAAAUAUCACUAAGCAGCCCAGAUGGAGGUUUAGACCUCGCGUGAAACUCGGCCCUCAGCACCGGCGUCCGAGUCGUGAUGUCACUUCCUCUUGGCCGUAACGGCGCGCAGCAGCGGCCCCCACUUGCUCUUGGCGCUGAGUUUGUGCGUGAAGUCGCGCAGGACUCGAGGGCCGUCGUUUUCCUCCGCCUCGGAGCUGAUCUCCAUCUUCUGCACGAUCAGCUUCAGCAGGUUGUGCUGCUUCUCCAUAGACUCAGAGAGAUCCUUCAGUCUGAACACACACACGCACGCACACACACACACGCACACACACACACACGCGCACACACACACUGAGGUCUACACCACUUUGUGCAACAGAAUAACAUAAAAAAUGCUACUUUUUUUAUGACUAAUAAAAACGAUGUGUCUGUUA